AUGAAUGCCUCAGCGGAAGAUUGUCUUCCAGAUUCAGAGCUCGUGGCCCCAGAUGAGCACACUUGUUGUUACCGCAACACAUACGACUGCAGUGCCCUGUGUCGCACCCUUUUGACGCUUGCUCACCAUCAAGAUGCACAAGCAAGACUGCACGAGGAAAUUCAUCCAGCAAUGGAUGAACACGGCGAGCUUGAUUACGAUGCUCUAUCCAAUCUUUCAUAUCUCGAUGCAGUGUGUCGAGAGACUCUGCGCUGGUAUCCUCUAGUUAUCACCGUCACACGCACGGCACGUGAAGAUAUAGUCCUCCCCUUCUCAUGUCCCUUCAAAGAGAAUGAUGGGAAAUAUAUGCACGAUGUCCUUGAUGCCGAAUAA
Molecule: messenger RNA, 372 nt
Organism: Suillus paluster
Lineage: Eukaryota; Fungi; Basidiomycota; Agaricomycetes; Boletales; Suillaceae
Product: cytochrome P450
Exons: 4
Coding region: 1-372 (123 amino acids)
Molecular function (GO): monooxygenase activity; oxidoreductase activity, acting on paired donors, with incorporation or reduction of molecular oxygen; iron ion binding
Source: RefSeq, a predicted model, not a curated record